AUGUACAUAGCUCCAAUAUAUCCACAUAAACUCUCAUCCACUGACUAUUUACUCAUUCGCUCUUCAAAGGGAAAGCUCUCAUUAAGACGCAUUGACCGGAUUUACGUUGUUGCUCAACAGGUAUGUGCUUUUGAAAGCAUGCUAGCUGGAAUGUGCAGACUUAACCGUCUAGGAAUCAGCAUGACUCAUCCAUCUGGUCUCUCCUCUGCAAUGAAUCAGCACCCUGAUAAAGUAAUAGCUUUAGCUGCUGCUUCCUACAUCGAGAGAGAAUUACAAAGAACUCCCUGGAAUUUAAGCAACAACUUUGUUGCUUGUACAAAUCAGGAUAGAGGAAAUAUUGAAAGAUUGGAGAUUACUGGUGUUGGUGAUCCAUCUGUCACUAGAAAUGAUGCUGAUGUUCAUAGAUUAAGCAUGGAUGCUGCAAGAGAGGUGCUUAUUAAAUUCAAUGUUCCGGAAGAACAGAUUGCAAAACUUACAAGAACGAGAGACGACAACCCCCUCAUUCCCUACUCUUCUUCUUUCUUCGAGACAGUUGAGCUCCGGUGGUGCUUUUCCGAUUCAUCACUGCCCAACAACCCCACCUCUUCUCUUGCUUCCGUUUUCCUCCUUUUCCUGUCAUUCGGAUCCACUAAGACAUCCUCCAAAUGUCGAUUGUUUCUUUUUUGCCCCAUCCCUUCGAGUUUCACUGUUGAAGGUUCCUAUCUGCCUUUCGUUCGAAUCGAUGGUGAGUUUUCGUUUCAGGUAAGGUUUUGUGUGUGGAUUUUGUUUCAGAUCUACCCUUCUUCAUCUUCGUUUCAAAUUUGGAACCAAGAACAUACCUACCUUCAACUUUUGGAUUUGGGUUUUAUUUCAGAUCCAAAAUUAAGAACGAAGAACACCCAUUGUGGAUUUGGAUUUGGGAUGUUGGAUGGUGGUGGGUCACGACAGGGGGAGGAGGAGGAGCUGCCACAGUCGACUGUGGUGGCUCUCUUCGCCGAAGAAGUGAGAAACGAGGGAGAUAGACGAGUUGGAGAUGAAAGGGAGGUUGAGGAAGGGAUUCUGAUGACAUCGGCUGUGGUGGGAGGUUGGGCUGUUGCAAAACGAGGGGAGGUGUUGCCCUUCUCCGACGAUGGAGAAGAAGGAGGAGGGAGUUUUUUUCUGAUGAGAUACUAA
Messenger RNA from Lactuca virosa, 1152 nucleotides. NCBI's taxonomy places the organism in Eukaryota, Viridiplantae, Streptophyta, Magnoliopsida, Asterales, Asteraceae. The record is from the annotation of a GenBank genome assembly.